Molecule: messenger RNA, 8548 nt
Organism: Porites lobata
Lineage: Eukaryota; Metazoa; Cnidaria; Anthozoa; Scleractinia; Poritidae
Source: the annotation of a GenBank genome assembly
AUGGUCCGUUAUUUGGAAUUUGAACAUAUUUUUAAACAUCCUUUUGAGAAAGUUAUUCGUGCAUACUUCCAAAAGGUAAGCGCUGGAUCGGUCAUCGAUGGUAAUUGAUUUCGUCGUGAAGAAAUAAGCUUAAUAUAUAAGCUUGGUCAAUAAUUGAGGGUGCGUUUAAUAUCGGUGGGGAAAACUAGUCUGCUAAGCCAAGUGAUAAACUUUUUCCCAUGUUAACUAAUUGUACCAACUGGUAGACAUUUUAUUUAGGCCUGUAAUACAAGGUCACUUGGUAAGACAAGAACAAUUACCAAUGUAAGCCUAUUGCUUCAGCUGAUUUCCUCCCUAGAGCUCUUACAACAUCAGCUACAGCUGUUUCGGAUACACGAGACCUGCGAUGUCAAGAACGUCUUUGGAUUUUGGGUGCUAUGUUAACGGUUUGAUUGACGUCGGAAAAAAGUCAACGUCCUGAAACGUUUCGCGUUUUAUCCGAAACACUAGAGCUGUUUAAAUGAAAUAAAGCUCUAUUCAAAUUAGCCCUUUGGUCUUUGUCCGUUGUCAUAGGUUACUUGAAAAAUCAACAAAAUAACAUUAUUGAAAGAAUUACUACUAAAUUCGUUGUACCGCGCUGCACGUUUUGUAAACUUCGAAGAGAUUUUGGGUUUUUGUAUUCCGUCAAUCAUUUGAGUGGGGGUGGGGUACCCAGUUAAUGCAAAUUGUAAUGGGCACUUUCCAUUUAGUCAACAUUUCCGGAAUUUCCAGUUAGGCGGUAACUGGAACAUGUUUUGUCGGUUCAUCCCAUUGGAAAAUUCCCAGAAAAAGUGGAAAAUCUAAAAAGGUGGGCCCGUUUUCCCAGUUGCAAUUUGCGAACAGAAUUUUGUCUUCCAUUUACACAUUUCUCGUAGUUUGUACCAGUUCCAGGUCCAUGGUCGGGCACUGCGACUUACCGGGGUUUACUACCAAAUGAAACAACUUUUUACCAGGCAGAAAUUCCACCUUUGCUCCCACCGAAAUUUCCGUUUUUUUUCCUAAAUGGAGAGUGCCCAACGCUUGAACAUGUUGCCGAGCUUGACCUGCAAAUUAAAACAAAACUGAAAAUGGCAAAGAGAAUUGCGAUGGUGAGUGGAAUUUUUCUCAAGGGAAGGAGGCAGACAUUGCUAUAUUCCUUCAAAUGACAAUAAAAAGAAAGAUCAGAAAUAAAGUUUGAAGCAAACUAGUCGAUUAUAGCCCGAAACAGGAUGAUCACAAGCAGCGAACCUUGAAACACAGAAAAAAACCAAAAGGAUCAAAAUCCACCAAUCACAAAUAACAAACUAAGAUCUUUUGAACUCGUUCAAGUAAACUUGUUUCCUAAGAAGUCCGCUAAGAUGAUUGACGGGACAGGAAAGCCCAAAAUUCCUUUAGAGUUUGCAACCUACGCAGCACAAUACAACAAAUUUGACAGUAACUAUCCAGCCCUUAUAGUCUUUCCAGUCCAGCUGGUCUGAUGACAUGACCUUAGGUGUUGAAUUUUUAUUUAUUUUUCAUUCCCGCACAGUACACAAGUGGUAAAGAUAGCAAUGUGACGUCAAUAAGAGUUGUGGAACACAAAGUAGGUAGGUGCACAUUGUCAAUGGUAGUUUUUCUGAUCACUUUCAAUCACUGGAUAUCAUCCUUAAAAUAAAACACCUUUGAACAACUAUAUAUUUGAUGACAGUGGUCUCAGCACUUUUGUUGCUAUAGGCCUUUUGCAUUAGUUGAUUCCGGAGUUGAUCACCUGAUCAACUUUUGGUAAACACGAAAACAGUGUGCUUUGGAAAACUUUUGCUAGCACGAGCUGAAUGAGCAUAUUAAAAUUAGGUGACCUAAAAAUUUUGAGCCAUAUAUCCCAGAAGCAGCAAUUGCAACCGCCGGCAAAAAAUAGAAGGAUUUGUAUGAGAAAAACAACUCUUCCCACCCAGUCAUGCUUGAGUGGUUUUUCAUACAACUCCUUGUAAAUUCUGAAAUUUUUAAACUGUCUUUUAAGCUUUUUCUUACGCAUUUAAGGGCUCAAAGUGCCUGUUAUUAAUUAAAAGGACAUUUGAGCCCAGUAAGUUGUUAUUUUAAGGAAAUACCGUAAAAUUCUGAAAAUAAGCCCCUCCAUGUAUAAGCCCCUCCAAAUAUGAGCCCCCCAAUCCGGUAAUGCAAAAAACCCUCCGUUAAAUCGCCCCUCCAAAUAUAAGCCCUCCGGGGGCUUGUACUUGGAAAAUUACCCUCAAAUACAAAGUAAAACAAAGCAAAAACGGUAAAUUUACGUCCAACUAUAUGGCUAGCCCAAUCGAUUUAGAAACGCGAAUUUCCCUCUGUAAAUAAGCCCCUCCGAAUAUAAGCCCCUCCAAAAAUAAGUCCCUCGAAAAGAGCCUUUGAAAAAUAUAAGCCCCGGGGCUUAUUUUCGGAAUUUUAUGGUAUUUUGCGACAAUUUGAAAAUUUCAGAAUUUAAAAAGAUUUGUAUGGAAAACCAUUCAAGGGUGAAUGAGGGGCAAAUUUUCUUUUUCUCAUGCAAAUCCUUCUAAUUUUUGGCGGCCGUUGCAACCUCUACUUUUGAGAUAUACAUGUACGGCUGAAAAUAUACUGGUUACCUAAUUUUAAUAUGCUCAUUCGGCUCGUGCCAGCAAAAUUUUUCCAAAGUGAACUGUUUUCGUGUUUACCGAAAGUUGAUUAGGUCUCCCAUAUGUCACCAAAGUUAAUAUUAACCAGAAGGCCAGGGAAAUGCUCUACAUGAAAUAGGCCAGGUUAUCAUGAAAUGUGGCUUAGCAGGUCUGAUUUUGAGUUUAUUAGGGAGUAGUUUAAGAUACCAUGACUGCCCCUGUGGUUAAGAUGUCACGGAAAAGGUGAAUUCACAUUGUUUGAAAAUUCACCUUGGUCACUUAUUACACUGAAUUUUUACAUUUUGAAUCAAUUAUUAUAAAAUUUGUAUUAAAUUGGCUGUUUUUAUUCUGACUUACAGUAUGUUGUUACUAGUGCAAAUUUACAUUCAUUUGUACAGACCUGCGAGUGAGUUUCAUGUGCCUUUUGUUUCUUCUCUUAGACCCAGAAACUGGUGAGGAGUAUAUGAUCAGAAGAGGGGAAUGCGUUAAUGUUUUACCAGGCAUUUUAAAAAAGGUACAAGUACAAAUUUGAAGGGUCAACACUGGUAGAAGUGACAAGUUUGAAUAUAUAUUUUAAAACAAAGUAAUUUAAUAAAGGCUUUGUUGCACUUCUAAACUGUAUCUAGAGGAAAUAGGACAUUAUGUUUAUCACCUAGUGAUAUUAUUUUGCUUUUAUGAAGCAAAAUGAUAUUGUAUACACAUGUACAUGCAACAGCAGUUAGUCAACCAAACUGCACACAUGUAAGGUCAGCCUCAGGAAUGAAACAAUACAUCAUAGUCUAUAUAGGCUGGUCAACAGUUGACCUGGUAACACUUCACCUAAGUCAGCUUUCAGACAAAGGUUUAUGAUUUGAUAUCAGUAAAAAUGUAGGUCAACAAAAAAAAAAAACAGUGACUUACACAUUAUCAAAGAAAGAAUAAUGGUAACAUUUUAUAUUGUACAGUAUAAUAAUAUUGUAAUAAACACCUCUUUUCUCUACUUCAUUAAUAUUCCUGAAUAUUGAUAAUUAUUAUUUCCCUUUUGAAUGUGAAAAUUUAUAAGAAUGGGCUUGCAUUGGUUCUCUACAUUGUAUUUUAAUUCCUACUUUGAAAGCUAGAAUUCACCUACAGUAGAACAAGCAUGAUAUACUUUUCAUAAAAAUACAUUUCUCGAAUAAUUACGUAGGUCUGUCCAUACCCAGCACUUGAAGUUGAAGAGGAAGUGUGGUUAAACAAAAAAGAGAAAUGUCUCCAUCUUCACUGUUACAACUUGACAUGGUCAAAGUAUGCUUUUCUUGAAGAGUACAGCUGCUAUCGAGCAUGUGACAGCAACCCAGACUGGUUAGUCCUGUUAGCCACUAUUAAAGCAAUCUUAUUUCAAUUUUUACAUGUAUCUUAGUUUACUGUAUAACUUUAGCUAGCAGCUGGGCCUGGUUUGCAAGCAUUUUCUCUAGUGCAUUAUCUCAGCCCAGAUUGCAAACAAUACAGUCAGCCAGAAGCCGCCAACACAUCUAAAUCAUCAGCUAAGACAAGCAAGUAAUUGCCCUAGGCAGCAAACUGUAAGAGCCAGUUGCCUAAAGGACAUGCUGGAAUUCAAGACUUUUUUUUUCCAAGCACUGCUGCAAUUAUUUGAAUUUCUUUUUAUAUUUCUUGGUAAUGUGUGGAGGUCUCUUACUGUAUCAUUAAAUGGAAAAAUUAAUUGCUAAAAAUGACCUCACCUUUAAACUGAAGAUUGGAAAAACAUAAUUUCUGAACAUGUCUUGCAAUCAAUUAGUUGAAAUAAGCUAGUGAUUUUCAUCUCUACAUAGGGAAGAAAAUAAUAAUCGCCGAGGAUAUAACAGCAGACAUUAAUAUUUUUGUGGCAUUUUCAGGACAUUAUUUGAGCAGCGAGCUAGUAUCAAUGUCUACGGUGUUGGUUCAGUAAUUGGCGGAAUGUUUGAAGCCUUUGGACAAAGGUUCUUUCAACAUGGGGCUAAAAAGGUAAAUUUUUUGUGAAAUUUUUCCAUUAAUUGCUGCCUGAAACGUCAAGUUUGCUUGUCAACGACCCAGUUUUCUUCAGUGAUUUUGUUUUUGUUCUAAUUUUUUUUUGUUUUUCGUUUUUGCUUCAUGUUUACUUUCUACACAUGAAUUGAAAGGUUAAAAUCCAUUUGCUACAGUUUUGGCUGAAAUUAGAUCCUGUAUGAGUGCACUUUCAAUUGUUUUUAAUCUUUGGAACCAUAUCCCUUAACAAAAUUUCUACCCUGUAACAGCUCUGUAGCAUCACUGGAACAGGGUUGUAAAACUAACCUGUGACAACCCUGUCACAGCUCGUCAUUUGGCACAGUUAGCAAGGCUGUUUCUACACUGUAGCAGCCUUGGAACAGCCCUGUCACGUUUAACUCGAAAUUUCUUGGUAGACACCCUGUAACAGCCAUGUUACAACCCUGUUUCCACCCUGCGAUGGACAUCCCUGCCACAGCUCGUGAAUUGGCACAGUUAGCAAGGCUGUUUUUACACUGUGGCAUUCCUUUAACAGCCUUGGUACAGGUUUCAUGCAUCACAACCCUGUUACAACUUGUUAACUGGCAGUUAACAAGGCUGUUUUUUUUUUUACCGGGUGCCAAUGUUGUGAUACUCCCUCUCACACAAUCUACACUUUAGACAGCAGCCGUUUAACUUCUAUACAUUAGGAUUAUAGUACUAUCAGAACAUAAUUUUUUAUAACUUCAUAUCUAUUAAAGAUGAAACUUCAUCUUUUUUAGGCGUAUUUGAACUCAUGAAAAUUCCUGAAGCAAAGGAACGAUUUGCGCCACAAAAAGCUUCAAAGUUGAACCACCAAUGGCUGGUUUAGUCCGUUUAGUCACAAAGCACUUAAAACAAAAGCAAUGCAUUUCAACAAUGAUGCAUUGAAAGAACACUUUCAAUAAAGGAAAAUACUAAAUACAGUCAAUAAAGAACUUAACGUUACUUUAUUUUUCACGUGCCCAUGUUACAGUGUGUAAAAAUAUAAACAGAACGAAAUUUGAACAGCAUACAACAGUCUGAUCUGGCUUGUAAAUACUUGGUCAUAGUUGCUCGAUUUAAUGUACAACUAGCACAUCAAAAUGCCGACUUUACAACAACUGUCUCAAAAAACAAAAAAACGAUUUUUGUCAGCAAUUAUUUAGAGAUGAAACGCGGAACUGUUCCAUUGUAACAACGGUUCCGAGGUUGACACUUAUAAUAAUUCUUUUGUUUGGGUUGCAACAAGCUUAAUUUGAAAUCGCUCACCUCGAUCGUCUUUCCUUCAUGAUCCACAAUGUGUUACAUUUCCUCAUGAAAAGAGCCAAUCCAUUUGUGUUUCAGUUGUUGCUGAAUUGUUCAAUGGUGUACGAAAUGAACUUGCGUUAUUACUAGGCAGGGCAAACAAUCUUUGAAUCUUGCAAGUGCAGCGGAAUGUUUUCUGUCCACUAGAUCGAUCUGUUUCCCAUUCGUCGAAAGCACAGUUAUUUUUUUGCUAAUACUUUUUCACUCUCUGCUUCAAAAGCAGUAAAAAAUGCUCUACAGCCUUUUUCAAUCCAAACUGGAUGCAGAAAACGUUUGAAUAUUUUCCCCUUUCAUUCAAAUAAUCGUGAGUCGUUUCAGGAAUGGAGAUAUGUAAUGCGAUCUUCCGGUAAAAGUGCUGACCAAUAAGAUUAAGGUCUUGGAUUUCUCCAGGGAAUUCCCGAUGGCGUGUGUCUGUCACGGAAUGAAAAUAUUUAAUGCCAUACUUGCAGAGGUCUCUCAGGUAGGAACACAAAUUGAAGUGAUCUGAAAGUCUUUCAUUUUUAGUACAUUGCUGUAAAAAAUUAAGUUACAGCGGUUUUUUUUAUUAUUUAAAAGAACAGGAAGAACGGGAGCUGAUGAAAUCAUAAGAAGGUCUUCGUUUUUAACAUGAGAUAAAAGUCUAAAAAGAAAGCAACUUCAAACUACAAAGGUAGCCACAACAUCGGUAAUUAAUUGAUGUAAGUAUCAAUGAAAAAAAAAAAAAAAGAAAAAAACGAAGCAAAUCCAAACAAAACCAAAAACAGCAUACUAAAAGGUGUACAAUAAUCGUGUUUGAUGAUUUAGCGAUACCAUUUUCACCAAGUUCUUUUUCGUUUUAUUUGUAUUAAUGAUCUAGCUGACCCUCACUCCUUUUAACACUUUAGACUUUGAAAAAUUUUGCCAUCUUUCAUGAUUUAUGGAGUUUACCGUACUUGGCUACAUUGUUACUGCCCUUUGAUUAUUUUCCACUGUGUGAACAGAAAUAGACAUCUCACAGCUCUGUAGUAACCCGGUUACUGUCAAAUGUACCUAACACAGCCGUUCUGCAUCCCUGUCCUAGUUCUUCUGCAUUACUAGGUAGCCCUGUCUUAACCCUGUUACGGUAACUGGAUAUUUUCACAGCCAUGUAACAGGCUUGUUACACUUAACUAUGUACACUUUUACAGCCCUGUCACAGCUCCACUUGUUUUAACUCAAGUAAGUUGCAGCUGUGUUACAGCCCUGUUACAGCCAGUUUACAGCCCUGAAAUAAUGCAAACAGGGCUGGAAACAGGAUGUUACAGGGCUCUCACAGGGUUUUUGCAGGGUAGAAUUUUUUCUAAGGGAUAUUACACAUCCCGUCUAACAACAAACACCACUUGACUGAAUAAUGGCAAUCCCAAAAUUUCUGGGAGCUUUGAAGUUUUUAUCAAUUACACUUUUUGCUCACAGAUACAGAACUGUAGUUACAUUUUUAAUGUACAUGUUUCAUAUUACGUCCAUUCAGUUAAAUGAACACUAGAAAAAGUGAAGUUUAUCUAUCCACUUUCUUGUUGUUAUUGUUUCAGGGUUUCAACAUUAUGGAAGAUCUUAUAGUGGGUUCAUAAACUCAAGCUUUAAUAACCAGACGUCAAACUGAAACAGAAGAAGAGUUAAAAUUCUGGUGCUUUUAAAAAAUAGCUUCUUCAACCUAGUAUUGCCUUUUACACAAGAAAUUCUUUCAGAUUUUGCAUAAAUGGCUCUUCAAAGAAGAACUGAACUUUCAAAUGAGAACAGCUGUCAGCAUGCCAACUGGAACUUGCUACACUUUUCUUUUAUGAGUAGACUUUCCCAUGUCUUGCCUAGUUCAUCACUAUUCCACUCAACGGGCCACACUGCUGGCCCAAAGUUCAAAUCAACAUAUCAGUUUACCUUGUUGCAGGUAGCCUGAGUAAACUUAAUGUUAGUUAGCGUCAAACCUCUCAUUAGCCUCUAUGACAUGCAGCCGAAUUCCUUUUGGAACAUACCGACUACUCAAGUAGGCAAACCCGUAGAAUAACUACUGUACACUGAGCGUUCACUGUAAAUUAAAAAGAUCUGUUUCAGCCCCAAAGUGUCAAUUCAGCCCUGCAGGCCAAAGUCUGAUUCAGCCCUUCUUGGAGCCAUUUGAGCACAAUUUAGGCCAAAAAAGCUCUAUCAAAAGGCUAUUCCAGCCCACGGUAGGGCCCAUUUCAGCCCUGGGACCAAAUCAGCCCUAGCUAACUGGACUGUAUUGGCCGUGAUUUAAGGGAGCCAAAUUAGACCCAAAAAUAGGACUGUAUUUUACUCACCGAAACGGCCCUGUUUUUAGGGCUAAAACAGAUCUUUCUGAUUUAGAGUGUUAUGAGCGAAAUUGAUAAUAUAUACCCCGAAAGCAAAAAGUAUUCGAAGAAUAGUUAAGUUAUGAAGGUCUAUAAAAAAUGUCUACAAAAAAUUGGCAAGCAUGAUAGUACGUGUAAUAGAGGUAUCACUUCGAGGCCUUCCCAUACUUUUUUUUUGUUGUUUUGUUUUUUUUGUUUACGUCGUCCGACAAACCCGCGCAACGCUUGCCAUUUUCUAUACAAAAGGGAACGACGUAGUUCAACCUUUUUUUAUUUCUUCAAUUCUUUUAAUCUGAAAAAAUCAAUGAGCAUUGUAAUAGCAUUUCCAGGCAUAGAUGUUUCGGUGGUAUAUCCUCUUUCCUUUUUACUUUCCAGGAAAGUUCUCGUUCCGGG